Molecule: messenger RNA, 2602 nt
Organism: Andrographis paniculata
Lineage: Eukaryota; Viridiplantae; Streptophyta; Magnoliopsida; Lamiales; Acanthaceae
Product: cysteine-rich receptor-like protein kinase 44
Exons: 8
Coding region: 151-2145 (664 amino acids)
Biological process (GO): protein phosphorylation
Molecular function (GO): protein kinase activity; ATP binding
Source: RefSeq, a predicted model, not a curated record
UUGACUUAUCCCCAACAGUCAUCGGUUGGUGUUUCUUGUUUCCAAGCCAAUUUUUAGGGUUCCUAUUCAAUUCAAUCCAUCUCUUUUAUAAGGGUCUUUUGUUGGUCUCUGAAAAGUGUCCAAGAAAUAGAAAUAGGAGAACUUGCAGUAAUGGUGAAGUGGGAGCUCUCAGCAGCAGCAAUGGCUAUUCUGUCGAUGGUUUUAAAUUUUGCCAACUGUGAGGAUUAUCCGAGUCCCUUCAACUGUCCAGACAUGGGAAAUUACACAACCGACAGCACAUACCUCGCCAAUCUGAACGCCACACUCUCCUCUCUCUCCUCAAACGCCUCCCAGUACGGCUUCUACAGCGCCGCCGUCGGUCAGGGCGACGACAGGGCACACGCCGUCGCGCUCUGCAGAGCCGACGUACUACCCGACGAUUGCCGCGGCUGCGUGCAGAUGGCGGCCGUCGGAGUACUGCAAUCGUGCUGGUAUCGGAAGCAAGGGAUUAGGUGGUUUGAAUUUUGUACAGUACACUAUUCGAACCUACCUAUAAGGGGAACUCCGAUGGACGGUAUCGGAGAAGGCUUAAUCGGAGAAGAUACGGCGACGAAUCCCGUCCAGUUCCGGCAGGAUCGGACGGCGCUGCUCGAUUUGCUCCGUCGGCAGGCUGCGAACGGGAGCUCCCUUAAAGUUGGAGCCGGGAGCUCCAAUACGGUGGAUUCCGAUGUACUGUACGCUCUGGUGCAGUGUUUUCCGACCUUGUCCGCCAUGGAAUGCCAAGAAUGCUUGAUUCAGGCGAGUCAGGAUUUGCCUAGAGUUUUAAAUAGGGGAUCGGAAAUGAAAUCGAGCUGUACUGUUCGUUACAGCGUCGAUCUCUUCUACAAUGAGACGAGGCUUCGCGAACUCAAUGUAUCGAUUUCUCAAAUCCCCAAUUCUUCAUCAGGGAAAGGUAACAAUACAGGAUCAAAGAAAGAUGAUAACACAAAAAAGAUUGUUAUAAGCAUUGCUGUUGCAAUUUCUGUGUGUCUAAUGCUCGCUGCUUGUGGCGCCAUUUUUCUGCGAAAACGAAUAAGGAAGAUGCUGCAGAGAAGCUCCGAAUCCUCGGAGGAGAUCAUUGCAGUCGAUUCGCUGCAAUUUGAUUUCGGAAGAAUAUGUAAGGCAACAGAUGGUUUUGCUUAUGCUAACAAGUUGGGAGAAGGAGGAUUCGGGACUGUUUAUAGGGGAAAGCUUUCGAACGGCCAAGAAAUAGCCGUCAAGAAGUUGUUGCGCGGAGCAGGGCAGGGCGACAAGGAGUUCAAAAAUGAAGUCGUGUUGGUGGCUAGGCUUCAGCACAGAAAUCUGAUCCGACUUUUAGGUUUCUCCAUGGAAGGAAAGGAGAGACUUCUUGUGUACGAAUUUGCUCCCAACGCAAGCUUAGAUCAAUUCUUAUUCGACCCGAUCAAAAGUUCCCAAUUGGAUUGGCAGAAGCGGUGUAAGAUCAUAAUAGGGAUUGCAAGAGGACUUCUUUACCUGCACGAAGAUUCUCGACUCAGGAUCAUCCACCGUGAUCUCAAACCUGGAAACAUACUUUUAGAUGGAGAGCUGAAUCCUAAAAUCGCAGAUUUUGGAAUGGCGCGACUAUUUGGGCACGAUGAAACUCAAGCAGAGACAAGAAGGAUUGUAGGAACAUACGGAUAUAUGCCACCUGAAUACGCAUUGCACGGUAAGUUCUCUGUCAAGUCGGAUGUUUUCAGUUUCGGGGUGCUCGUCUUGGAAAUUGUAAGCGGUCGAAAAACUGGAAUAAGGAAUGGAAAUAACGUCGAAGGCCUCUUGAACACUGCGUGGAACCAUUGGCGAGAAGGGACGGCCGAAAAUGUGAUCGAUCCUGUCUUGAAGACUGAAAUCGAUUAUAUUAACGAUAUGCUCAGAUUCAUUCACAUCGGGUUGUUGUGUGUUCAAGAAAGUCCUGCCAGUAGACCGCUGAUGAAUUCAGUUGUGUCGAUGCUGAGCCGCUCUUCAGUAACACUGCCUGCGGCUACGCAGAUUGCAUUUCAUGUUGCAUCGAGUAGCUUUCAUUCUGCACGCAGUCAAGAAAAUGAUUUGAAAUCGAAAGGUAAGACAGAUGCAUCUGAUGCUGGUUCGUCGCAGAAUGAAAUGUCAGCGACUGAUUUGCAUCCUCGAUGAACUUUUCUGGAAAUCAAUCGAUGAACUGAUGAACUCUUUUGGAAGCUAACGAGGAUGCAAAUCAGUAAUGGAUGCAUCAUUUUCAGACAUGUUUUCAUCAAACUGAGCUGCUGUCCUGUCCUUUCCGGAAUCGAAAUAAAAUGCCGGCACAGAAGGCGCGGGCAGUGUAACCGACGCGGCACUGAGCAUCAGGACAACAGAAGCCAUUGUUGGCCUCUUCGACGGAUCUCUUUGGCAACACAACAAACCUAUUCGAAUGCACCUCAGUAUGUCCAUCAUCGAGCCUUCGCUCAACUUCAAGAAAGGAUCCACAGUCUCGACAUUAUUUCCUCGGUGCCAGUUUCUCCAUGCCUGUAGUUGGUUCACAAACUGAUUAGAUAACAUUGCACUUCGAUCCAACACUUUGUAUAGUUGUCGUUUUUCUUUAGUACUUACAAAAUUGACAAUGCCGACUUCA